GCACUCCGCGCCUUUCUUGUGUCACCGCUACGCAUGCGCUUUGGAAGAAGUGGGGGGCGAGAUUUCGGGGGAAGGGCAGGGGGUGGGCCUAAGCUGAGGUCUCACAGCGACUGCGCGGACGGGUUCCCUACUGGAACAUGGCGACUUGCGCCGAAAUCCUGCGGAGCGAGUUCCCUGAAAUUGACGGACAGGUCUUCGACUACGUGACUGGCGUCUUGCACAGUGGCAGCGCGGACUUCGAGUCUGUGGAUGACUUGGUGGAGGCUGUGGGGGAACUAUUGCAAGAGGUGUCCGGCGACAGCAAGGAUGACGCGGGCAUCAGGGCCGUGUGCCAGCGCAUGUACAACACUCUGCGCCUGGCUGAGCCACAGACCCAGGGAAAUACCCAGGUGCUACUGGACGCCCCCAUCCAGUUGUCAAAGAUAACAGAGAACUACGACUGUGGAACCAAACUUCCAGGACUGCUAAAGAGGGAACAGUCCUCGACCGUGAAUGCAAAGAAGCUAGAGAAGGCUGAGGCUCGACUGAAGGCAAAGCAGGAGAAGCGCUCAGAGAAGGACACACUCAAGACCAGCAACCCUCUAGUUUUGGAAGAGGCAUCAGCCAGCCAGGCAGGCAGCAAAAAGGAAAGUCGGUUGGAAUCAUCUGGCAAGAACAAAUCCUAUGAUGUACGAAUUGAGAAUUUUGAUGUGUCUUUUGGUGACAGGGUACUGCUAGCUGGAGCUGAUGUGAACCUGGCAUGGGGCCGCCGUUACGGGCUGGUGGGGCGGAAUGGGCUGGGGAAGACAACACUGCUGAAGAUGCUGGCCACCAGAAGCCUGCGGGUUCCAGCCCACAUUUCCCUACUGCAUGUAGAGCAGGAGGUUGCUGGAGAUGACACCCCUGCCCUGCAGAGUGUGCUGGAGAGCGACAGUAUUCGAGAGAACCUGCUACGGCAAGAGCGGGAGCUCAGUGCCCAGGUUGCUGCUGGCAGGGUGGAGGGCUCAGAGGCUACACAGCUGGCAGAAAUCUAUGCCAAAUUAGAGGAGAUUGAGGCUGACAAGGCACCAGCCAGGGCAUCAGUCAUCCUUGCUGGGCUUGGCUUUACCCCUAAAAUGCAGCAACAGCCCACCCGGGAGUUCUCAGGUGGCUGGAGGAUGAGACUGGCCCUGGCACGGGCCCUAUUUGCUAGGCCAGAUCUUCUACUGUUAGAUGAGCCCACAAACAUGCUGGAUGUAAGGGCCAUCCUGUGGCUGGAGAAUUACCUGCAGGUGAGUGCCUACAGGUGCUGGAGUGGGUUUGGGGAUUGUCUGCCUCCAAGACACUUGGGGGCCUGGGAACGGACUGCCCUCCCAAACCGGGCCUGCCAUCCUGUGACCCCUCAGACGUGGCCCUCCACAAUCCUAGUCGUCUCCCACGACCGCAACUUUCUGAAUGCCAUCGCCACAGACAUCAUUCACCUGCACAGCCAGCGGCUAGAUGGUUACCGUGGAGACUUUGAGACCUUCAUCAAAAGCAAGCAGGAGAGGCUGCUCAACCAGCAGCGUGAAUAUGAGGCACAGCAGCAGUAUCGCCAGCACAUCCAGGUUUUCAUUGACCGGUUUCGCUACAACGCAAACAGGGCCUCUCAAGUGCAGAGUAAACUCAAGAUGUUGGAGAAGCUACCAGAGCUGAAACCCGUGGUCAAAGAAUCAGAGGUGGUGCUGAAGUUCCCUGAUGGAUUUGAGAAGUUCUCACCACCAAUUCUGCAGCUAGAUGAGGUGGAUUUCUACUAUGACCCUAAACAUGUCAUCUUCAGUCGUCUCUCCGUCUCUGCUGAUCUUGAGUCCCGCAUCUGUGUGGUUGGGGAGAAUGGGGCUGGGAAGUCCACCAUGCUGAAGCUGCUUAUGGGGGACCUGGCACCUGUUCAAGGCAUCAGACAUGCUCACAGGAAUCUGAAGAUUGGCUAUUUCAGCCAGCACCAUGUGGAGCAGCUGGACCUGAAUGUCAGUGCUGUGGAACUGCUGGCACGCAAGUUUCCUGGGCAGCCCGAGGAGGAAUAUCGUCACCAGCUGGGCCGGUAUGGCAUCUCUGGAGAACUGGCUAUGCGCCCUGUUGCCAGCUUGUCUGGGGGUCAGAAGAGCCGAGUGGCCUUUGCUCAGAUGACCAUGCCCUGCCCGAACUUCUAUAUUCUGGAUGAACCCACAAACCACCUGGACAUGGAGACAAUCGAGGCUCUGGGCCGCGCUCUCAACAGUUUCAGGGGUGGCGUGAUUCUGGUGUCCCACGAUGAACGCUUCAUCAGGCUGGUGUGCCGGGAGUUGUGGGUGUGUGAAGGAGGUGGCGUCACCCGGGUCGAAGGAGGAUUUGACCAGUAUCGCGCCCUCCUCCAGGAACAGUUCCGCCGUGAGGGCUUCCUCUAGGGCCGCCAGGCUGAGGACUGUGCCCAGGACAUGGACUGGUCUCAGACCCUGGGCCACCGUGUAGGCAACCAACUCCAGGCUGAGGACUUCACUCGACUUGGGGACAGCCUUAUUCCCAAAUGUCUCUCUCCUUUCCACUGGAGCAUCCUCUACACAACCUGGGGAACCCCAUCCAAGGGUCUGUGAGGACUGGUCUCCCGGGGGAAGGGAUUAGGGGGUACCUUCUGGGGUUAUAGAUUCCUCCACUGCCCCAGGUCUGCCUGGGCCCCACGUGGCUGCUAUGUAAAUUAAAUUUCCCCCUGCAUC
Propithecus coquereli (Coquerel's sifaka) is the source of this 2687-nucleotide messenger RNA. It is a transcript of the gene ABCF3, whose product is annotated as ATP-binding cassette, sub-family F (GCN20), member 3. The coding region runs from base 138 to 2381 and encodes 747 amino acids. The record is from RefSeq and is a predicted model, not a curated record. The transcript has 20 exons. Gene Ontology annotation, molecular function: ATP hydrolysis activity; ATP binding. NCBI's taxonomy places the organism in Eukaryota, Metazoa, Chordata, Mammalia, Primates, Indriidae.